CUGCCGAAGGGGACUCGCUGUCCCGGCGCGCCGCUGGCCAUGGGCGGAGCGGGCGAGGCGGGCGGCUGCUGUGGAAGACGCUGGGCCCGUGCGCUGUCGGGGCCGCAGGAAGACGCACAGAGCUUGUUUGAGCAAGACCAGGAUGGAAGAGCCCAAUGGGGACCUUCCCAUGCGGAGAGACGCCGUCCUCUCCGAGUCGUGCUGUGAUCAUGCUGUGACAAACCUGGUGGAAGUGCUGAGAUCUUUGGUGGCUUUAACUGACCCUCAGGAGGGGAAGCUGACUCAGUCUCAAGAGAAAGCACUAAACUUGCUGGGCAUUUGGAAAACUGUAUUUGCAGCUGUUCCUGGGCCUCCGUCAAAGACCUCAGUGGAGUGACAGCUCGAAGAUGGGAGACCAGGAGGCAGGUGAACCCUUUCUGGGGAUCGUGGCCGGUGAUGCCAGAGACUAUGAAGGAGCUCUGCCCUCAGACACCAUAUCGCUCAGCGAUUCUGACUCUGAUGAUCUGGGGUUAGCAGGUGAAGCAGAAGUUGAUACAAUAUCUCCUGAGGAGCCAUCUGUAGAUGAUGGGGAUUACAGAUCAGGGGAGACUCUUGACUCUUCAAACAGCAGUCACAGAUCUCCAGUCCAGCCAUUCCAUCUGAGGGGCAUGAGUUCUACAUUCUCUCUCCGUAGCCAGAGCAUUUUUGAUUCCCUGGAAGAGGCGGCCAAACUGUCUGUGCCCUCAAUGCCUGAAGAUAAUGUUGUUGAUGGGAGAUUUAAGCGUCCGUUGCCUCCAACCACAGUUUCAGGUAACAUGGUUCCAGAAAACAUGGGAAAACAAGCCAGACCAGUGCUGGCUCCCAAAACCUCUCCUGCAGUGCCUGACUAUGUGGCACACCCAGAGCGCUGGACCAAAUACAGCCUAGAGGGAGUUUCAGAGUCUAGUGACAAGACUAACAGGGCAGUGGCCAUGGAAUUUCUAGAGGGUUUGAAGAAAAGAGGGGAGGAACAAAGCUCAGCUACCCAAGAUAGCUACACCCCAUACUUCAACCAGGACCCUUCCAGCUGCGGAGCUGGGAGGAUUGUCUUCACCAAACCAACUAAAAGAGGUGUUGAUGGACUUGAAAAGAAAAGAUCAACAGGGGAGGAUCAUAAGAAACAGAUGAAGACAGAUCUGAAAGGAAAAUCUGUUAAGAAGACUGAUGACUUGAGGGAAGAAGAUAAGGUAGAGCUGGGGCACUUAGACAGUGACAGUGGAAAGGCAACAGAGGAGGAGGAGUGCAUGACGGAAGGGGACCAGAAUACAGAAGAUAAGCUUAGUGCGAGGUUUAGUGGUGCAGCUGAAGAGCCAUCAGUGGAAACAAUUGGAUUCCACUACAGUAAGAAAAAGAGUAGGAAAAAUUUCCGACCUAAAGUAGACGACGAAGGGGAGGAGGAAGAGUCCUGAAGGAUGAAGCACAUGGGAGGAAUCCAAGGACUUGUAUUGUCUUGUUCAUAUUUUUCCCUUUUUUUCCUGUUCUGAAAACCACGUGAUAGCUUUUUGUCCAACGAUUUGUGUCAUAGCCACCAAGAACAUGUUAUAUUGUUAGAAAUCAAGCUACCUAAAAUAAACUCCAGACUUUUUGUUCAGGAGAAAUCUGUGGGCAUAGGAUAGUUGCACCCUAGCAGGAGAGAAUAAGGUAUGCUUUGUUUGCUUUCACAGCUCCCUUGGGCUCGCUCUGGAGCUGAAGUAUCCAAAGAAAAAGAAGUGUUAGCAAAAAGGCUGCAAGGCUUCCUAGUAACUCCCAAUUUUAAGAGUUGUUCUCAAAUCCUGUGGAAUCCUGGAGAAAAGGUUAUGAGCUCAUUAGGUAGAGAUUUUUGAACAGUGAAAAUAAAACCUAGUCUUCCACAAGGUGUGGUUUCUCCUGGCCCUGUCCCAGGGAAGAAAAACCUUUUUCAAAAACAUCCUUCUCUCAUUGCCAUUGAGAGUGAAAGCACAAUAGUGCCCAAUUAUAUUAUGAUGAUAUGAUUAUCCUUGAUCUGUACAUUUGUAUGUCCUUUCUAGGAGGAGCUGCUUCCAUACUGAUUCUGUGUGUGGAUUGGGGUAUUUGUGGGAAUUAGAUAUUUAUACCAGAACUGGAUACUUUUUUGUUCUAUGUGAUGCAAUAAACUUUGGUUGUAGCUUGA
Pseudopipra pipra is the source of this 2146-nucleotide messenger RNA. RefSeq names its product tumor suppressing subtransferable candidate 4 (gene TSSC4). Bases 387 to 1427 code for a protein of 346 amino acids. NCBI's taxonomy places the organism in Eukaryota, Metazoa, Chordata, Aves, Passeriformes, Pipridae. The record is from RefSeq and is a predicted model, not a curated record. The transcript is spliced from 4 exons.